GUUGUUUAUAAGAAUAACGACAUUCGUCUGGAGCUGUCUCGCUUGGCACGGAUUGGUGAUACUAAGAUGAAGAUCUACGGGGAAGUGAAAUUUGUAUGUGAGAAUGUGGCUACACUGGAUCCCAUCAGCUUUGAGACACCUGAGGCCUAUAUUAGUCUGCCUAAAUGGAAUACCAAAAGGAUGGGCUCCAUUUCAUUUGACUUCCGAACCACUGAACCCAAUGGACUGAUCCUUUUCACACAUGGCAAGCCUCAGGAGAGGAAAGAUGCCAGGAGCCAGAAAAAUACAAAGGUAGACUUCUUUGCAGUUGAGCUUCUAGAUGGGAACCUCUACUUGCUGCUGGACAUGGGCUCUGGGACCAUUAAAGUCAAGGCCACUCAGAAGAAAGCCAAUGAUGGAGAGUGGUAUCAUGUGGAUAUUCAACGAGAUGGAAGAUCAGGUACUAUUUCGGUGAACAGCAGGCGCACCCCGUUCACCGCCAGCGGGGAGAGUGAGAUCCUAGAUCUGGAAGGCGACAUGUACCUCGGCGGGCUGCCCGAGAACCGGGCGGGGCUGAUCCUGCCCACGGAGCUGUGGACAGCAAUGCUGAACUACGGCUACGUCGGCUGCAUCCGAGACCUCUUCAUCGACGGGAGGAGCAAGAACAUCCGGCAGCUGGCGGAGGCGCAGAACGCGGCGGGAGUCAAGUCCUCCUGCUCCCGCCUGGGCACCAAGCAGUGCGACAGCUACCCCUGCAAGAACAAUGCCCUCUGCAAGGACGGCUGGAACCGCUUCGUCUGUGACUGUACUGGAACUGGCUACUGGGGCAGGACGUGUGAGCGAGAGGCCUCUAUCUUGAGCUAUGAUGGCAGCAUGUACAUGAAGAUCAUCAUGCCUAUGGUCAUGCAUACAGAAGCAGAAGAUGUGUCCUUCCGUUUCAUGUCCCAGCGUGCUUAUGGGCUGUUGAUGGCAACCACCUCACGAGACUCUGCUGACACUCUGCGCCUGGAGCUGGACGGAGGCCGUGUCAAACUUAUGGUCAAUUUAGACUGUAUCAGGAUAAACUGUAACGCCAGUUUCUAUACAUACCAAAGAUUCAUCUGGAUCCCUGAAGAUCCCUUUCAGCCUGUAGAAGUAGGGAAGAAGGCUUAUAAAAUCUCUGUGAAAAAUAGUAGUGAGAGAUUCCAUUCUGGACUGAUGGAGCAAACAAAAUAUUUUCUGUUCUACCUCAAAGAACUGGUCAAAGUUGAUGUAGGCCUUAAGUAA
Merops nubicus (carmine bee-eater) is the source of this 1245-nucleotide messenger RNA. Its product is annotated as neurexin-3-like. NCBI's taxonomy places the organism in Eukaryota, Metazoa, Chordata, Aves, Coraciiformes, Meropidae. The transcript is spliced from 5 exons. The annotation marks the transcript as partial. The record is from RefSeq and is a predicted model, not a curated record.